Bombina bombina (fire-bellied toad) is the source of this 3798-nucleotide messenger RNA. It is a transcript of the gene SLC25A24, whose product is annotated as solute carrier family 25 member 24. Gene Ontology annotation, biological process: transmembrane transport. Bases 121 to 1542 code for a protein of 473 amino acids. Gene Ontology annotation, cellular component: mitochondrial inner membrane. The record is from RefSeq and is a predicted model, not a curated record. The transcript is spliced from 10 exons. Gene Ontology annotation, molecular function: ATP transmembrane transporter activity; calcium ion binding. Lineage: Eukaryota; Metazoa; Chordata; Amphibia; Anura; Bombinatoridae.
CGGUGUCCUGUGCUCUCUCACUGGCUUUUCUGCAUUUUUUGGCCUUUUCUUGUUCUCUUCUCCUGUUUGUUUUUUCCCCUUAUUUUUAGCCCCUUGUUUCCCCAGAGCGCUGCUGCAGUAAUGUUUGAUUUAGCCCGAAGAUUGCUACUGCCCAGCGCCACCUGCGAACCCUCAGAGCCUCAGACCAGGUACGCCGAGCUCUUCAGUAAGCUGGAUGUCAAUAAGGAUGGCAAAGUGGACAUCCUGGAGCUGCAGCAGGGACUCCGGUCUAUGGGCAUGGCUGUGGGCAGAGGCGCAGAGGAGAAAAUCGUGGCAGCCGGAGACACCAACAAGGACGGGCAGCUGGAUUUCGCUGAGUUUAUAAAAUAUUUGGAAGAUCACGAGAAGAAAAUGAAGAUCGCUUUCACAAGUCUUGAUAAGAAUGAGGAUGGGAAGAUUGAAGCAUCAGAGAUAAUGAACUCUCUCAAGAUUUUGGGUAUCAACAUCUCCUCAGACCACGCCACAAAAAUCCUGCAGAGUAUGGACGCAGACGGUACGCUCACAGUGGACUGGAACGAGUGGAGAGAUCACUUUUUGUUCAAUCCGGCAGAUAACAUAGAGGAAAUCAUUCGCUACUGGAAACACUCAACGGUGCUGGAUAUAGGGGACAGUCUCACUAUUCCUGAUGAGUUUACAGAGGAGGAAAAGAAAACAGGACAGUGGUGGAGGCAGCUUUUGUCGGGAGCGAUGGCCGGUGCAGUGUCUCGUACAGGAACAGCUCCCCUGGACCGUCUGAAAGUCAUGAUGCAGGUUCAUGGAACUAAAGGAAACUCUAACAUGCUAGCCGGCCUGAAGCAGAUGGUGAAGGAGGGGGGCAUCCGCUCUCUGUGGAGGGGCAAUGGGGUUAAUGUCAUCAAAAUUGCACCUGAGACGGCCAUGAAAUUCUGGGCUUAUGAGCAGUAUAAGAAGAUGUUUACGUCAGAGAGUGGGAAGUUGGGCACCGCUGAGCGAUUCAUAGCUGGAUCUCUUGCCGGAGCUACUGCCCAGACAUCAAUCUACCCUAUGGAGGUUCUCAAGACUCGUUUGGCAGUAGGGAAGACUGGACAAUAUGAUGGCAUGUUUGAUUGUGCUAAAAAGAUUCUGAAGAAGGAAGGUGUACGGGCAUUUUACAAAGGCUACAUACCCAACAUCCUGGGUAUUAUCCCUUAUGCCGGAAUUGACCUGGCUGUCUACGAGACUCUCAAGAAUAAUUGGCUGCAGAAAUAUGCUACUGAUUCUGCAAACCCCGGUAUACUGGUACUUCUCGCCUGUGGAACUGUGUCCAGCACAUGUGGUCAACUAGCCAGUUACCCACUUGCUCUUAUCAGGACACGAAUGCAAGCUCAAGCUUCAAUAGAGGGUGCCCCACAGCUGAAUAUGGGUGGACUCUUCAGAAACAUUAUUGCUAAAGAGGGAUUACUAGGAUUAUACAGGGGUAUCGCACCCAAUUUCCUAAAGGUGCUGCCGGCUGUCAGUAUUAGCUAUGUUGUGUACGAGAAGAUGAAGGUGCAGCUUGGAAUCUAAGUGCCAGUGACUCCGAACCGUCCGUCCAAUUCAGACACCCAGUCUUGGGAAUCAAUUCUGGAAGAAGCUGUAUUAGCGGCACAAAGAUAACGGUUACAGAAGCCAAAACACUCUGUCAAAAUAGCACCCACAGAGAUCAAAAGAGCUUAUGUGCUGUUGCCAAUGUCUGAAUAUUUAAAACAAACCAAAUACAUUUAUAAGGAACAUUUGAGCGAUUACAAGGAAUCCUUUUCUAUUAGUACUUUUUACUGAAUAAGUAACACUUUGUGAAUAUACCAGUCUUUCCCUUAUAUCACUCUCAGGUUCAACAACUUUUUUAUUUGUAAGUAACGAUAAAUAUGUUUCCUUCUUUUUUUUCUAUAUUUGUAAAACUUUUUUUUUUUUUUUUUACACAAAUCUGUUGACUUUAAAAGAAAUCAAACAAGGGGAAUGUUUACAAUGAAAAACCAAAGUGCUGUUUUAUGUAUGUGUUGUAGUAAGGAGGUGGCUGCAUUUGUGUUUAUGUGAAAAAAUAUAUAGCUACAUUAACCUACCAGGAUCUGUGAACUGUCCCUUCCUGAUCAUAGGUCACCAAAGGUCAGGGUCAUUCAGAAAUCUGCAGCUUCCAACCAAUGUGGGAUCCAUAUAUAUGUUAGACACAUGCACAGACAAGCACACGUCACAACAAAAACUCUUCUUUCAUUUUGCCCAACAUUAGUUAAAUCAUAACAACAUUAUUUGCUUGUUAAUGGACAUUUGUUAACCCCUAAUCUUCUAUAGGAAACCUCUCCAGCUUAAAAACGUAAAGGUACAUUAAAGUGAAGGUCAAUUUUGACGAAUUAGUGUCCGGUUUUUAAUAAUCCUAUUCAAAACAAGGACAUUUUAAUUUAUCAAAAUUGACAUUUUAAGCGUUUUCUUCAAAAACUUACCUUUUAAUCCUAAAAGCUGCUCCAUCGAUUCCCCCGGCCGUCAGAAGCCCCUGCUUACGUCAGAAAUUACGAAUCCGGCUUCCUCCAAUCACAGCGUUCCCCCCGGUGGGAUCAUGGCCUGAGGGAACGCCGUGAUUGGAUGAAGCCGGUUUUGUCAUUUUGGACCCACAAAGACUUCUUGCGACGGGCAGAGGAAUCGCUGCCGCGGCUCUCAGGAUUAAAAGGUAAGUUUUUGAAGAAAACGCUUGAAAUGUCAAUUUUGAUGAAUUAAAGUGCCCUUGUUUUUAAUAGGAUUAUUAAGAAACGGGAACUAAUUUGUCAAAAUUGACCUUCACUUUAAACCCCCAAAAAAUGUUUUGUGAUAAAUAUAUUAUUCGUUUUUAAGCAACUUUCCGAUAUACUUCUGUUAUCAAUUUUGCUUCAUUUUCUUGGUAUCUUUUAUUAAAGAAGAAGCAAUACACUCCUGGGAACUAGCUGAACACAUUUGUAAUCCAAAGAAAAUGGACAUACAAUUUCAGCCACCAAUGAGCAGCUAGCUCCAAGCUCCUGAGCCUAUCUCAAUAUGCUUUUCAACAAAGGAUACCAAGAGAAUUAGGGAAAUUCAAUAAUAGAAGUACACUUAAAAGUUGUUUAAAAUUAUAUGCUCUGUCUGAAUCAAGAAAAAAAAAUUGGGUUCCAUGUCCCUUUUAAAUAAACUUAAAAUAGUAGCUAAUGUUAGUGCUACAAGCCAGCAGCAGUACAAAUAUUUUUUUCAUUGGUCAAGAUUAAUAUCGUUAAUGAAUAGGGUUUAUUUUAACUCUUGAAGUAUUUUCUGCCUUUAGAGUUACAGUUUGAACAAAGAUACUGCACUAUAAUAUGUUCCUAUGUUUAUACACACACACACACACAUAUAUAUAUAUAUAUAUAUAUAUAUAGAGAGAGAGAGAGAGGAUAGAUAUAUCAUAUUACACACACACAGAAAGAGAGAGAAGAUAGAUACUGUAUAUAGAUGGAUAUUACACACACACACAUACAUUAUAUAUAAAGUUAUCUUUCUUGCAGCAACCACUGUUCCCUUACUUGGAUACUCCAGGUCUUCAUGUCACUACUAACCUGAGUGCAGUUUGUGAGAAGCUGUAGUAGGGAUCUAGGUUUACAUGAGAUGAUGUAAUGCAGAGUUCUAUUACUUAACCAGCCAUAAACAAAAGUUGCCGUUGGCAGCUGCCUAAAUUGUAUAAUGUGCAUCAUAUGAAUGGCCAAUCACUCCGGAGUGUGCAUGUUUGUAAUGAUUUGUUUGUGCAGGGGAGAGGGUAAUGCAUGUUUCAUUUGUAUUUUAAUAAAAAUAUCUAUUUUUUUUCUCGACUGAAAA